AUGCUGAAGAAGAGAACGAGAAGCAUGCAAACAUUAAUGGCGAAUACGAACCAGAAACAGAGCAAAACGACACCGUUCCCACGGCUAUUCACAGCUUUCACCAGCUUCAAAAGCUUCACCGAAAACGACGCCGUCGCCAGCCCAACCUCAAUCCUCGACACCAAACCUUUCUCUGUUUUCAAACCCUUUGGACCCGAGAGCCCGAAAACCCACGAACCCAAAAGAACCGGACUAGCCAUUGUCGACUCUCUCAUCCAAGACGAACCCGGAUUCUCCACAAGAUCCGGAUCCAUUCUAUUCGGGUCACCGCUCCCGAUCCGGGUCCCCGAUUCUCCACGAUCCUCCUCGGAUUUCGGGACCAAAACGAAGAAUUCUCCGAUCUCCCCUCCUCCGGAAGAGAUCAAGAAAACGGUUUCCGGGUCGGGUCUCGGGUCGGCCCGAAUCUUGACGGGCUAUUUCUCGACCAGCGAUAUGGAACUAUCGGAGGACUACACGUGCGUGACUUGUCGGCCUAACCCGAGAACGAUCCAUAUAUUCGAUAACUGUGUCGUUGAGAGCCAACCCGGCGUCGUUUUCUUCCGGAGCUCCGACCCGGUUAACGAAUCGAAUCAUUUACCACCCGGUAACUUUCUCAGUACCUGCUGUAACUGUAAGAAGAAUCUUGGCCAUUGCGAUGACAUUUUAAUUUGCAGGGGAGACAGAGCCUUCUGUAGCAGCGAAUGCAGGUCUCUGGAGAUGAUGUCGGAGGGAGAAGACAUUUGAUGAAAUCAGUUUUUUUUUAGAUUAAAAAAAAUGUUAUGAAAUGACUAAAAUAAAUAACUCGUAAUAUUAAGAUGAAAAAUCUGUGUUACAAAAAAAAAGAAGAAAAUAUUAAGAUGAAAAUGUUAGAUAAUAAAUUUUGCUUAGUUGCUUUUUUGCUCGCGGCAGAGUUGGUAUCUGUAUCUUCUUUUUUUUGUCACUGAGUUGGUAUCUGUAUCUAUGUGUGUUUAUGUGUCUAUAUGCAUAAUCAUAUGCUUCAUCUUUUA
Raphanus sativus (radish) is the source of this 1025-nucleotide messenger RNA. RefSeq names its product FCS-Like Zinc finger 8. The record is from RefSeq and is a predicted model, not a curated record. Lineage: Eukaryota; Viridiplantae; Streptophyta; Magnoliopsida; Brassicales; Brassicaceae.